Lobosporangium transversale is the source of this 2370-nucleotide messenger RNA. Its product is annotated as T-complex protein 11-domain-containing protein. The coding region runs from base 1 to 2370 and encodes 789 amino acids. The transcript is spliced from 3 exons. NCBI's taxonomy places the organism in Eukaryota, Fungi, Mortierellomycota, Mortierellomycetes, Mortierellales, Mortierellaceae. The record is from RefSeq and is a predicted model, not a curated record.
AUGCUUGAGAUCUUCAAGAACCCCCAGUUGCGGCACGACAUUGUCUUUGAUCCUCAUCUUCAGUUCCGCCCCAACUUUGAUGGUGAACGGGGUCUUGUCAAGAGAAGAGAAGCGGAUCGUUUCUGGCGUGAAGUGGGCAUUGAGCUGAAUAACCGACGAGCAACCCUUGCUGCCCGUCGUGAGGCCAGCAAUACCAUGCUUAGCCUUGCAGGCUUGCCAUCCUCGAGCUCAGCGAGUCGUUUAGUUCAACAACAAGCCCAACAAUUGUGUCCAUUGCCCAAGGCGGUCUUGUUGCCUCGGUUGAUUGACGAGCUUCGUGAAAUUUUAAUUUCACUAUUGCCUCCGACUCCACCAGCUCCAGCAACUUCUCCAGACGGCAAGCCUGACCCUCCUCCAAUCAAUCCUGAGCGUGUUCAGUUAAUGUCUACGUUAGACCCAGACCUGAUUAUCCAAGAGCUUGAUCAUGGAGUCUUGGAUGUACAUGCGCUGUUCCGGUUCCUGGGAGAUUGCUUGAAGGGUCAUUGUGCGCCAAUGCGAGAUGCCUUGGUUGAGUCCAUGGUCAACAUUGUCGUGGAUUUUGAUGAGAUUGUUCGUGGAAUUCGAAUGUGCUUCGAGAUCCUAGAAUGGAUGAAAUUGGAUAUUGCGAACCAUCAGCUACGUACCCUUCGACCUUGGCUACUCAAUAACUCUGUUGAUUUUGAACAAAAGUACUUUGCAGACCUUUUGACUCGAGGAGGAUCUUUUGAAAGAACGAUAAGCUGGUUCAAGCGCGCAUGGAUUCAAUGGGAAUCCGUUAAGCGAACAGUUAUUGGGCCACAGGUGACUAACAAUGAGACUUCAGCUCAGUCUAAUUUGGACUCUAGAAGAUCUAGUUUGGCUACUUCUACCACUGUUACUAUGAUUUUUGAUACUGAUCAUGGUAAUACUGGACAGGAACCCAAUACUGUAUCGUCAUCUGCUUCUACAAUCCUUGAUGACAAAAGACGGUCUGCCAUUAUCAGAGCAGAUAUUGGUGAGAACAUCUUGGACGGAGUUGUCAAUGAAGGCUUAUUGGAGAUGAUCCUACGUCCUCAUAGGGCGACUAAAACCAUGCCUGAAACAUUUGAGUUUGACCACUACAGGUUACUUUCAUUCCACAAUGAUUUUCAAGACCUCACCAUCUUGUGUAUUCUUCUGAUCCUUUUUCGACAAUUGGCUCAAAAUGCCUGGACUCAGCAGGAUCUUGUCGAAAUUAAAAAAGUCGUAUGGCUAUUGCUGACAGACGAGAAUGCUAAUUUUGGAGCAAAUACCAAUCCUGGACCGGGAGCACCUGCCGCCGCUGCUACAGGAGACUCUGACAAAUCCUCGCCGAGCGCCAGUAGUAGUGGUAUGAAAGACAUUGUGAUCCAAAUCGAGUUUGCCGCAAGGAAAGUUCGAGAGAGAAACAAGAGCACGACUACUCCCUCUACAGUAACAGCAGGAUCUGGAGUUGCAAGACCAUCCCAAUCUGUCGGAGUCCCAACACUGAUAGGAGUGCAACGUCGCAAUAGCCUUUCACUCGGGGCAGUGGCUGAUGCGAAGAAUGAUAAGAUAGCAUCGUCCACUCUAUCGGUACCGUUGAGCUCACUCGCAAUGUCUUCGUCUUUGACACCAAGCCCAUCUGCCUCGUCGUCAACUCUUACAAGUGGGCUCUCUGGCAAUGAUACUAAUCUCCUAGCUGCAUGGUUGGACAAUGCGCUUACCAAGACAUCAAUGCUUUAUCAAUUGAUUCAAAAGCGAUUGUUGAUCCAUUUCCGGCGUUGGCUUUAUUUGCAUUCUUGCUCAUCUAUGAUGGUGCUUUCGGCCUCAUGUGCUACGUUAGCCUCUGCCAUGUCCAUGUCCAAGGCAACCGGCUCGAGAGAUACAAUGAAGACGGUUGAAGAAGAUGAAGAGGAUGAGAACGGCAUGGAUGUUGGAAAGUCAAGCUCGAAUGAUUCUGUUAAGGAUCAGGAGAACAAAAAUGGCGAUGGCGAUUGUCAAUCGGCUGGGGCUGUGGUUAAAAACCAAUCCUCAGAAGCUUCAUCUCAGUCUGGCACCGCUUCGACUUUGACAGCGUCAACACUAGAACCAGCAUCAGCACAGGCACCGGCACCAUCGCAGGAUGCAGCGCCAGGAAUGUCGGCCGAAGAAGCCAAUAAGGCAGCAGCUGAGGCGCUUGCUGCAAAACUUAGUUUUAAUACGGUAGAGAUGGAGGCUCAUGGACUGACAGGGCUCGAGGAUGAGAUGAUUGCACUUUUGGAGAAGAUUAGGGCGGUUGCUGAGUUUAAUAAGAAGGUAUACGGGUCGUGGUAUCGGGAUCUUGUAAUGCAAGGUCGCGCAGAGAACUGGUUGGAGAAGGAUAUUAGAGUCUAA